UCAGGAGACUCAGGUGCUGUAUAUGGGGAGCUUGGACUGGGGUUAUGGAAACACGAGCUCAGCUGCCGCACACACUUAUGGUUUCUACAUAAGCAAAUUGGUAUUGGAGUGGCUUUUACAACAAAUCUCUUCACAUCAGUCAAAGAGAAGAAGACAACAAGGGGUGAACCCAGGACGCCAUGGCCAACAGGGGAAGCUUAAGGGCUAAUGGAGUGGGACAGACGAAAAUCUGCCAGUUCAAGCUGGUGCUUCUUGGAGAUAUGGCGGUUGGAAAGUCCAGUCUAGUACUGCGGUUUGUCAAAGGCCAAUUUGAUGAGUUUCAAGAGACCACCAUAGGCGCUGCCUUUUUGGCACAGUCUGUAUGUCUAGAUGAUACAACGGUGAAGUUUGAGAUCUGGGACACAGCAGGGCAAGAGCGCUACCACAGCCUUGCACCUAUGUACUACAGAGGAGCGCAGGCGGCCAUUGUGGUGUUUGAUAUCACAAAACCGGAGACAUUUGACAGGGCGAAGGCUUGGGUGAAGGAGUUACAGAGACAGGCUAGCCCAAAUAUCGUUAUUGCUUUGGCUGGAAAUAAAUCCGAUUUGGCAGAGAAACGGAUGGUGGAGUAUGAGGAAGCUCAAACUUAUGCAGAAGACACUGGACUCUUAUUCAUGGAAACAUCUGCCAAAACCGCCAUGAAUGUAAAUGAGUUGUUUUUAGCAAUAGCAAAGAAAAUGCCGAAAUCCGAUGCCCAAAACCCCACACACGCGGCCCACAACCGAGGUGUAAAUGUCCAUGGUUCGGAGCAGCAGCCAAGAAGUGGGUGUUGUGGGAACUGAUACUAUACAGCGCAAGAACCCUUCAAUAUGCAUCUUUUACACAACAGUUGUAAACACUGGUCUGCCUGCUGCCUCCUGGUUUUCCACGGCAGGUGGAAUUUGUCUUGAUAUUUUUUCCAGGUUUUUUUUUUUUUUUUUAAUAUCAUACAGUAUUAAGAUGAUGAGUAAAGCAGAAAAAAAGCCUAAACCCACUCAGCCUGCAAACUCCAGAACUAACUUAGGAAAUAGGCAGAAUAAAUGUGCUGCAGAAUUGAGACAUAUGAGACAAUAUUCGCCUAUCCAAACAUGUCCAGUUGGCUGCUAAUAACCCCUACAGCUAAAUCUAAUGUAAUCUCUAUGCUGCACAUGUCUAAAUUAUCGCUCUGUAAUGAGACUACAACUCUGGAUUCCUAAAAAAAAAACAGCAGGCCCAAGUCCAACUGAAUGGGACAGGUGAGAAUUCAGCAGCUCAUCUGGUUUAACCUGGCACAUGGGGAGUGGUGCUUGCGUGGUAUACUUUCAUAUUAAACCUCUACAACUACUGUCCGGUUGAACUUCAAGGAUCAGACAGGAAGAUGACAGUCCUCUCCAACCUUUGUAAGGCCUGUGUGCCAACUGCAUCUCCCUUAGCAAAGAACAAAGCCCUGUGAAAUGAUGGCACUUUACUUACCCUUUAAUACAUUUCUGUUUAUCUGAAAACCCUGAUCUCCUAGUCACCUGCGUGUAAAUUACUCUACUCACAUUGUAAAGCGCAAAAAAAUAGAACAUCUAAACAUGACUUUUGUAUUUGCACCUUCAGAUAAUGUUUUACUUGAAAUAACUCCUAAAUAUUGAUUUUUAAUGUAAGAUUAAAGUGAUGAUCAAAUCCA
This is a messenger RNA of Xenopus laevis (African clawed frog), 1669 nucleotides long. RefSeq names its product RAB5D, member RAS oncogene family S homeolog (gene rab5d.S). The transcript has 6 exons. NCBI's taxonomy places the organism in Eukaryota, Metazoa, Chordata, Amphibia, Anura, Pipidae. The record is from RefSeq and is a predicted model, not a curated record. Bases 180 to 821 code for a protein of 213 amino acids. Gene Ontology annotation, molecular function: GTPase activity; GTP binding; G protein activity.